Molecule: messenger RNA, 1674 nt
Organism: Brassica oleracea var. oleracea
Lineage: Eukaryota; Viridiplantae; Streptophyta; Magnoliopsida; Brassicales; Brassicaceae
Exons: 7
Coding region: 139-1461 (440 amino acids)
Biological process (GO): protein transport
Source: RefSeq, a predicted model, not a curated record
GGACCAGCUAAUAGAGUAAGUCGGUGGGUUCUCGUGGGACCCAAUAGAGCGUUAAUCUCAUUUACAUACACACUCACACCUUCCUUCUUCAGUCAUCGUCCUCCAGUGUCAGAGAAGAAACGUUGGUGGUGAGAAAAAAUGACGGCGGCCGGAGUAGCCUCGGUUCAGACGAAGAAGCUUCUCAAGUUCAGCCUUUCUCUCUUCCGCCGCGGCUUCAACUCCUCCAAAUGCAAAACGGCGGCGAAGAUGGCUGUAGCUAGAAUAAAGCUUCUGAGGAACAAGAGACAAGUUGUGGUGAAGCAAAUGAGACGUGACAUCGCUCUUCUUCUUCAGUCCGGUCAAGAUGCCACCGCUCGAAUCAGAGUUGAGCAUGUGAUUAGGGAGCAGAACAUCUUGGCGGCUAACGAAAUCAUUGAGCUUUUCUGUGAACUCAUUGUUUCUCGACUCACUAUCAUCACAAAACAAAAGGAAUGUCCUGUGGAUCUGAAGGAAGGCAUUGCGAGUUUGAUAUUCGCUGCGCCUAGGUGCUCGGAGAUACCUGAGCUUGGAGAUCUGAAAGACAUCUUUGAGAAGAAGUACGGAAGAGAUUUCGUGUCUGCUGCUACUGAGCUGCGUCCUACCUGUGGCGUGAACCGGAUGCUGAUUGAUAAGCUUUCGGUGAGGCAUCCUGGUGGAGAAUUCAAACUUAAAAUCAUGAAGGAGAUUGCCAAGGAGUUCCAGGUUGAUUGGGACACUGCAGAGACUGAGCAAGAACUUCUCAAACCUCAAGAAGCAACCAUUGAUGGUCCACGUGCGUUUGUUAGCGCGUCAAGCUUACCAGUAAACCGUGCUUCUGAUGAACCCAUUGAUCCUACCAAAGCUGUGCCGAGAUCGAGUAGUAGCAUGAGCAGCAUCAACACGCAUUAUCAUGACACCGAGUCAGCAGCUGAAGCAGCAGCUGAACUAGCCAAGCAGGCGGUUGCAGCAGCACAAGUAGCCGCCUUGUUAGCUAACAGAAGAGACAGCAGUAACAGCAACAAGGAGUUCUCUGUAUCCUCCUUUUCGUCUUUGGAUCAUUCAAGGAGACGAUCUGAAACAAGCUCCUACUACUACGCUAAACCUUCCGUAGCAAACAGAAGAUACAGCUGCAACAAUCCAGGUGUAAAUGAAGAAGACUACGCCAAAACGGAAGCAGAAGCGAAGGGAACAAUGAGGAGGAGACACACACUUCCUCCUCCUGCGACUACUGAGGUCAAGUUUGAUGAGUCUGACUACUACGAGGAAGAUACAGAGCCGGAAGAAGGACCUUUACAGAGACGUGCUUCUUCCCUCCCGCCAGACAGAGCACCACCUCAGGCUCCUCAGUCUGCUGAGUCUAGAAGGGACUCGAGCGGUCACCAUGUUCACCCAAAGCUUCCUGAUUAUGAUGAGUUGGCGGCACGUUUUGACUCUAUCAGACAGAGUAAAGGGCCACUGAUCUGAAGCGGGGAACUACUUUUACUAUAUAAGUAGAAAGAAUAUCACGUAUGGGGAUUUAAUGCAAGUAUUGUGUUUUUACUACAUUGGUUGGUGAUUGUGUAUGAAAGAAGAAAGAAGAAAGAAGCAUUACUUUUUUGUUGUUGUAAUCAAUAACGCUUGUAAUCAAUAACGCGAUUCGCUUUUGUUGUGAUUUUAUCAAAGACUGAAGUUAAAAGA